Leptinotarsa decemlineata (Colorado potato beetle) is the source of this 1344-nucleotide messenger RNA. RefSeq lists its product as uncharacterized. Gene Ontology annotation, cellular component: nucleus. NCBI's taxonomy places the organism in Eukaryota, Metazoa, Arthropoda, Insecta, Coleoptera, Chrysomelidae. Gene Ontology annotation, molecular function: RNA polymerase II transcription regulatory region sequence-specific DNA binding; DNA-binding transcription factor activity, RNA polymerase II-specific. The record is from RefSeq and is a predicted model, not a curated record. Gene Ontology annotation, biological process: regulation of transcription by RNA polymerase II; embryonic hindgut morphogenesis; embryo development.
CUCCGGUAUCAGUUCCCUCAGUAACUUGUAUUCGACGCUUUGUGUCAAUCAGAUUCAGCAGUGAGUGUUUUAGAUAAAGUUGACUGGUGUUACUGACUGACGUUGUAAGAAACAGUGUAAAGUGAAAAUGGGUGAAUUUCUGGAACUUCCGCAAAUGAAACAACAGGUAUUUUCUGGCGUUUACGAGUUCAAGCAGAUAAAACAAGAGGCCGACAGUACCUCUCCUCUCCUCACUCCUCCACAUACCCCCACCUAUCCCAAUAUGUCACCUCCCUUGGCUAAUAUGUCCUGCGAAACUUGGUAUCGUUCGGAACAAAUGGAGCCGUCGUUUCAUCACUACCCAGUGAUGCAAUCGUAUCCCACGUACAACGUUGUUUUCAUGAAUCAAUGGUUGAGGAAUGCAGCUAUUUACCAUGCCAGAAAUCAGUUCCAAGAUAUGAGAAUGCCGAACAGAAGCCCCGUGGGACCCAAGGUGGUGGGAUCUGCAAGACCUAAAAAGCAGUUUAUUUGCAAGUAUUGCAAUAGGCAGUUUACGAAAAGUUACAAUUUGCUGAUACAUGAAAGAACUCACACUGAUGAAAGACCGUAUUCCUGUGAUAUCUGCGGAAAAGCCUUCAGGAGACAAGAUCACCUCAGAGAUCAUAGAUAUAUCCACAGCAAGGAAAAACCAUUCAAAUGCAACGAAUGUGGCAAAGGAUUCUGUCAGUCUCGAACACUUGCAGUUCAUAAAAUUCUUCAUUUGGAUGAAUCGCCCCACAAAUGCCCCGUAUGUAACAAAUCUUUCAACCAACGGUCCAACUUGAAAACUCACAUGCUGACGCAUACGGAUCACCCUGUGGAAUGCGUUGCGUGUUCACAGUUUUUCGCAAAUUGUACAGAACUGAAAAACCAUGAAAUGCUACACUGUCAAGGCAAGUCAUCUGAAGUACGGAUAUCGGAUAGGGAGAGAACCAGCCAAUCCAGCACAUGCCUAGAUUUGACGACGAAAAGGGAUUUCUGUGGCGGUACUUCCAAAAGUCCUACGGUUAAGUUAGGCUUCUCAAUUGAGGAUAUUAUGAAAAGAUGAACUAGGCAGUGAAAUGUGUUGUAUUGUUACUCUCUAUCGAAUUACCAAAGAUGUUAGUUAUUCCUACCUCUCUCUUAGACUGAUCAGCAAGAAAUAAUGUUACCAAUUAUUUGCCCAAUGAUCUCCAGUUCCAUUGAAUUUAUUCAGUAUUUUUAUUAUAGUUAGUUAUACCUGAGCGUACUUAUUUAUUUCUCAUUGAAUGGACAUUUGGUUUCGUGAAGAGCAAAUUGGUGUGAGUUGAGUAGAGAUUUUUGUUAAAAUAAAUAUAUAUUUCCUGA